Messenger RNA from Neolamprologus brichardi, 2282 nucleotides. RefSeq names its product malic enzyme 1, NADP(+)-dependent, cytosolic (gene me1). Gene Ontology annotation, biological process: pyruvate metabolic process; malate metabolic process. The record is from RefSeq and is a predicted model, not a curated record. Gene Ontology annotation, cellular component: mitochondrion. NCBI's taxonomy places the organism in Eukaryota, Metazoa, Chordata, Actinopteri, Cichliformes, Cichlidae. Gene Ontology annotation, molecular function: malate dehydrogenase (decarboxylating) (NADP+) activity; NAD binding.
GCAGAUAACGAGACCUUCGGUUAAUUACGAUAAAACACUGAUAAAAGAGACUUUGGCUCUUGUUGGGCUGAGAGAUUCCCCGAGCGGCAGACGUGAAGACCAGAUCUCUGCGGCUGGACCUGCGCAUCCACUUGUUGAGUAAACAGCAGUUCACGGGGCUCGCUCUAUUUAAAGCGACAACAACAUGGCACACGGACUAGUCAGACGAGAGUCAGUGGAAACGGAGAUGCACAGGUCCGAGGACAAGGGGAAGAACUUCGUUCACACCAAGAAGAGGGGCUACGAUGUGACGCGAAACCCCCACCUGAACAAGGGCAUGGCUUUCUCCCUGGAGGAGCGUCUCCAGGUGGGGAUCCACGGCCUGCUGCCUCCCUGCUUCGCCAGUCAGGACAUGCAGCUGUUGCGAGUGCUCAAGAACUAUGACAUGAAGAGAGAUGACCUGGACAGAUAUGUGUUCCUAAUGGGGCUCCAGGACCGCAACGAGAAGCUCUUCUAUCGGGUGCUGUUGUCAGACAUCGAAAGGUUUAUGCCCAUCAUUUACACCCCCACUGUGGGUCUGGCCUGCCAACAGUAUAGCCUCAUAUUCCAAAGGCCUAGGGGGCUGUUUAUCACUAUUCACGACCGUGGUCACAUUGCUUCAAUACUACAGAACUGGCCAGAAAAGGACAUAAGGGCUGUGUGCGUGACAGAUGGAGAGAGGAUCCUCGGGCUGGGGGACCUCGGCUGCAAUGGCAUGGGAAUCCCAGUUGGCAAGCUGGCCCUUUACACAGCCUGUGGAGGUAUGCCACCACAGCAGUGCCUACCUGUGAUGCUGGACGUUGGCACAGACAAUGAGGCUCUGCUGAAAGACCCUCUCUACAUUGGACUGAGACAUAAGAGAGUGCGAGGCCAGGCCUACGAUGACCUGCUGGAUGAAUUUAUGAAGGCUGUAUCAGACAGGUAUGGAAUGGCCUGCCUGAUUCAGUUUGAAGAUUUUGCCAAUGUGAACGCUUUCCGCCUAUUGAGCAAGUACCGCAACAAGUACUGCACAUUCAACGAUGACAUCCAAGGUACUGCUGCAGUAGCAGUAGCAGGACUACUGGCUGCCCUUCGCAUCACCAAAAGCAAAAUGAGCGACCAUACCAUCGUGUUCCAAGGAGCAGGAGAGGCAGCGAUGGGGAUUGCUGAACUGAUCACCAUGGCCAUGGUGAAGGAGGGGCUCUCCAAAGAGGAGUGCAUGAGAAAGAUCUGGAUGGUUGAUUCUAAAGGUCUCAUUGUCAAGGGUCGGGACCACCUGACUCAUGAGAAAGAGAGUUUCGCACAUGAGCACCCACAGAUGAAGAAACUGGAGGAUGUGGUGCGGGAACUGAAACCUACAGCUAUCAUAGGUGUGGCAGCUGUUGCUGGAGCCUUCUCUGAGCAGAUCAUCAGGGACAUGGCCUCGUUCAAUGAACGCCCCAUCAUCUUUGCCCUCAGCAACCCGACCAGCAAAGCUGAAUGUACUGCUGAACAGUGCUAUACAUUCACAGAGGGGCGUGGCAUUUUUGCCAGUGGUAGUCCAUUUGAUCCCGUGACGCUGCCUGAUGGGAGGACCUUCUACCCUGGUCAGGGAAACAAUGCCUACAUCUUCCCUGGUGUGGGCUUGGGCGUCACUGCCUGCUCAUUACCGCACAUUAAUGAGGAAAUAUUCCUGAUUACAGCAGAGGCUCUUGCUCAGCUGGUGACUGAGGAGGACCUGGCAGAGGGAAGACUGUAUCCUCCUCUCAGCACCAUCAGGGAUGUCUCUUUCAAACUGGCAGUCAAGAUCAUUGAGUUUGCCUACAAGCACAACAUGGCCACACUUCGCCCUGAACCGUCCGACAAAGGAGCCUAUAUACGCUCACUGUCCUACAGCUCUGACUAUGAUGACUUUGUUGUUGACUCGUACCGCUGGCCUGAGGACAGUAUGACUGUGCAGUCAUGCAAACUUUAAUGCACUGGACAUAGAGACCCUGGGAAGGCAUGGUGACUACUGAUGUGCACUGUCAUCAUCAAGAUGUGAUGUUGGGAUAUGAGAGAAGCUCUGUUUAGAAUUUUCUUAUUGAUAUGCAUUACUGUGAAAAAAGGGACGACAACACACAAAUAUUGAAAAGCACUGGAAUGUUUUAAAAAAGUACUGGAAGACAAAGCAGUCAUGAAGUGUUGUACCAAAGGCAUCUUUUCACAAUAAUCUGAGGAAAGUCUGUAAACUGAUGUUGCAUUAUGACUGUACCAGUGGAAAUCAAAAAAUUCUUUCUCAAAUAAACAUUGUUUGAUUAAUAUUU